Xenopus laevis (African clawed frog) is the source of this 3244-nucleotide messenger RNA. It is a transcript of the gene slc13a1.L, whose product is annotated as solute carrier family 13 member 1 L homeolog. The coding region runs from base 305 to 2206 and encodes 633 amino acids. The transcript is spliced from 17 exons. Lineage: Eukaryota; Metazoa; Chordata; Amphibia; Anura; Pipidae. The record is from RefSeq and is a predicted model, not a curated record.
CUCUGAAAACUUGACCUUAUCAAAUUGUCGCCCUGACAAGCCAAAUUUUUUGGAUUAUCGGACAAAAACCAGCACGGAUCACAAGAAACAACUUCAAGGACAUCUGCUGUUGACUUCUACAUGACCUCGACAGGUUAUAGCUGGAGUAUUUUCGUAUUCAGAUUUUUAGCAGCUUUGGGGUAUAAGAAAUCUCUAAAAAUUUAAUUUAAUAAGACUCUUGGACAGAUUUUAAGAUUUUUUUUGAUCUGAAGCUCAAAUAAAAUGAAGUCACUGAAUGGCAUGUAUUUGAACAAAGCAAACAAGCAUGCAAAUGAGAGGUAACAAGAGCCUGCUAGCUACUACAAUGCGGGCUUUUCUCAGAUACAUAUGGAUCUACCGUAGGCUUUGCUUGAUUGUACUUACGCCAUUACUAUUGCUGCCUGUGCCACUUAUCAUCAAAACCAAAGAAGUAGAAUGUGCUUAUGUGCUCUUCAUAGUUGCCAUUUUCUGGCUCACCGAAGCUUUGCCCCUUUCUGUGACUGCUUUCCUGCCAGCUUUGAUGUUUCCCCUGUUUGGAAUUCUACCAUCUAAAGCAGUUGCAGCUACCUAUUUCAAAGAUUUUCAUCUCUUGUUGACUGGGGUAAUUUGUUUGGCAACCUCGAUAGAAAAAUGGAAUUUGCACAAAAGAAUCGCCCUAAGAAUGGUCAUGUUAGUGGGUGUCAAUCCUGGAUGGCUUAUGUUGGGAUUUAUGUUUAGUGCUGGAUUCCUGUCCAUGUGGCUUAGCAACACCUCAACGGCUGCCAUGGUGAUGCCCAUAGUGGAAGCUGUAGCACAGCAAAUCAUAAAUGCAGAAGCAGAAGUAGAUGCAAUGCAAACAAGUUCAUCAGGUGGCAUUAACAAUGAGGCAUUAGAACUUGAUGAAAAAAUAUGUGACAGUCAGUCAAAGAGUUCAGAAUUGAAACCUGUUAAUGGAUACAGUAAUGGUUGUGUUACAACUUAUAACACUGAAACAAAGGCGCCAAUGGAAGAAUACCAAGAAUACAGAAAUGAAGCAUGCAGUGAACAGAAAAUUGAGGUAGAAGAGGAACAACCAGUUUCAUCAGACAAAAAGAGAUACAGAAGUAAAAAAGACCACAUGAUGUGCAAAGCAAUGGGUCUUUGUAUAGCAUAUUCAUCAACAAUUGGAGGACUCACCACAAUUACAGGAACAUCAACAAACUUAAUCUUUGCUGAGCAAUUCAACACGCGCUACCCAGAUAGCACAGACAUAAAUUUUGGAACAUGGUUCAUACUUUGCAUUCCAAUCACUGUUAUUCUAAUGAUUCUUUCAUGGAUCUGGUUACAAUGGCUCUACUUUGGAUUUGACUUUAAGGACAUGUUCAGAUGCGGCAAGGAAAAGACAGACAGAGAAAAAGCUUCAGCAAAAGUGAUUAAGGAUGAAUAUGAAAAGCUGGGGCCAAUAAGCUAUCAAGAAAUAAUUACUUUAAUACUGUUCAUAUUAAUGGCUCUGCUAUGGUUCACCAGAGAUCCUGGUUUUAUUCCUGGAUGGUCUUCUCUGUUCCCCAAGUAUAAAGGAUAUGCUACAGAUUCUACAGCUGCAUUGCUUUUGGGCCUUCUUUUCUUUAUCAUACCAGCAUACCCAUUGAUUCGGGGAACCAAUAACAAAAGCAAUACUUUUAGCUACGUUCCACUUAUCACUUGGAAGGAAUUUCAGGCCUGUAUGCCAUGGGAUAUUUGUAUUCUUGUUGGAGGUGGAUUUGCCCUGGCAGAAGGUUGUGAGGUAUCUGGUCUGUCUCUGUGGAUCGCUAACAAGAUGACUCCACUUGGGUCAUUGCCAAUAUGGAGUGUUGUUCUUAUCUCAUGUAUAAUAGUUACAACAGUAACCGAAGUGGCAAGCAAUCCAGCUACAAUCACAAUCUUCUUGCCUAUUCUAGCACCGUUGGCUGAAGCAAUAAAUGUACACCCCCUAUAUAUCCUCAUUCCUACAACUCUGUGCACCUCUUUUGCCUUCCUACUUCCUGUAUCCAACCCACCAAAUGCUAUUGUGUAUUCCUAUGGUCAUCUGCAAGUUAUGGAUAUGGUGAAAGCUGGCCUUGGAAUUAAUAUCAUGGGUGUCCUUGUGGUAAUGCUAGCCAUCUCAACAUGGGCAUAUCCAAUGUUCAAUCUAGAUACUUAUCCUUCCUGGGCACCUAUCAUCACCUCUCCUACAAACAGUACAAUACCAUAGAAGAAAUGUCAUUUCUGUGGAACAUCUUUUUACCAGUACUCAUAUACUACUCAUAAUACUGUAUGAUCCAUGUCCGUUUGAAUUUGUAUAAGAGUAUUUCAUUCAUAUUCUUCCCAGUUAACGUCUCCACUUCCUUUUGAGAUGUUUAUUUUCAUACAGCAUUUUCAUGUUUUAUUGUGUUCAGGUGAGUCCCAAAGCUUUAUUUACCCUUUUUAGUGCCAAUCUUAUUGAGGUGUUUGACAACCACAAGGCUUAUUAAUGGAGCACUAUUGUCAACCAAUAGUUGACAAUAGAGAACAGAUUUCAGUUUACAGGAUUGAUGUCACCAGAGUGAUUAAUAGCUCCACACACUGGUAACAAAAUGCUCAGAAUUGCUACUUAUGUAUGACACCGAUAUCCAUAUACAGCAACAAAAAUACUUUUAGCCUGCAUGUUUUAAGUUCUGAGGAACCUACCACAGUGUCAAUUAAUCUAUGGAUUAAACACUGAAAAAACAUAAAAGCUACACAUGUCAUAUGCACAUAUACCACUCAUCAUUCAUUUCAGUAUUUUAGUUUCAUAUAUAUUCCCAUAUAAAUGAACCCAAAUUACCAAAUUAGAUUUAUGUUGUGUUAAGCUUCAAUUCAAAGAUUGAGUGGAACAAUUUAACCGAGGAACCCUGAAGAAUUUUAAGCAGUUAGAAGGCAUUCUCAUUCUCACAUUGUCAUUAGUGUCUAUAAACAUUUGGGUGGGUAUACCUUUUAUAAGAUACUACAUUAAUGGGGUUAUUUUUUAAAGGUUGAGUUGUUUUUACCUGAAAAAUUUUAUAUUUUGAGGGUAUUUUUCAGGCAAAACUCGAAUUUUCAGGUUAAAAAAAAACAAAUUUUUCAUUUUCUUUUUUAAAAAAAACUCACAUUUUGUGAGAUUUAUUAUACCCCAGACCUGGAAAUAUCUUAAACCUGAAAAUACUACAGCUUAAACUUGUUGAGGUCAUGUAGAAGUCAAUUGUAGAGGUCCCUUCAACCAUUUGAAGAUGUUUGUAGCCUUCCUGAUAUUUUU